GCAUCACAAUUAUUCUGAUUCCGGAGUUUAAAACCCAAAUGGUUGCUUCUUCUCUGCAUCAAAAUUGGACCCAAAAGCCAUCGUCACUAUUCUCUCUCUCUCUCUCUCUCUCUAUUUUAAAUAACCCCAAAUUCUCCUGUCCUCCAUUUCUUUAUUGUUUGUUUGUAGGGUCUAGGCUCCUCCUCUCCUCAAACUCGCUCCCUUCCUGACCUGACCUGACUCCCUCAUUUCCAGUUUCCCAUUUUCCCCCACCACCAUUUUUUCUUUUCUUUCUUUCUAGAAAUCUUCAAUGGCAGAUGGCUCCAGAUUCAAACCCUACGGUCGCAACUGUACUCAAAGAAGCCGAACCAGCACCGACUCCAGCUCCCCGGAAUUCGAGUUCUGGAGGCUCCAAAACCCGUCUUGCUCGCAACCUGAUCUCAUCUCUGCCGAUGAACUAUUCGUCGACGGUGUCAUUCUCCCUCUCAGCCUCGUCCCCGCCCCCAAAAACCCGCCCGACCCGAACCCGCGACCCGACUCUGAAGAGAUUUCUGCUCCCGACCCAGAACCGGAACCCGGCCCGGAAGCCCAGGUGUCGACCGGAGCUCUGGUGCUGACCGUAUCGAGGCGGUGGAGGGACAUGUUCAAGAAGAAGAGUGAGGGUAGUGAGAAGGAGAAGGAGAAGGAGAAGAAGAAGGAGCGGAAGAGCGGCGGAGCAGCCACCGGAGCGAGCUCGGCGGAGCUGAACAUCAAUCUGUGGCCGUUUUCGCGGAGCAGAUCCGCCGGAAAUGCUUGUACCCGACCCAAAUUCGGGGCUCCGGGAACCCGGAAGGUGAACAGCGCGCCGUGUUCGAGGAGCAACUCGACGGGCGAGUCCAAGUCAACGAGGAAGUGGCCGGCGAGUCCGGGUCGGGCCGGAGUCCACUUGGGUCGGAGCAGCCCGGUUUGGCAGGUCCGGCGUGGAGCCUCAACCCUGGGUAAAACCUCCGAAACCCAAGUCAAGAAUGCUGAGAAGAGCACCAAAAAAGAAGCACCCGAAACUCGCCGGGGUAAAACCACCGCAUCCGGCGGCGGUCGCGGCGGAGGAGGUGGUGCAAAACCCAGAGUCUUGAACUUGAAUGUUCCGACGUGUAUCGGGUACAGAAGCCAUUUGAGUUGUAGAAGUGACGUCAUGAAUAGUGCUGUAGGAAUCGGCGGCAGUAGUGGUGGCAACAACCACCGUGGCGCCGCCGCUGGCGGUGGCGGAGAUAGUAGUAACGCUGCUGGGGCUGGUAGUAAUCUUUUUAAUCUGCGCAGCCUUUUCUCUAAGAAGGUGUAUUAAGUUAUUAAUCAUCAUCAUCAUCCCUCUUAUAUAUUAUUAACUCUAUAUUAUCCAAGGAUGAAUCUUUUUUUUUCUCUUUGAAAAAAUUAAGAGAAAAACAGGGUUUCUUUCUUUUUCAUAUGUAAAUUAAACGGAAAAGGUAGCAGCUUUCUUGACAGAAAAAAUGGGUUGGCUUUUGUUUGGUUUUUCUGGAAUUAUCUGAUCUGAAAGUGCUAUGUCAUCUGGUUUAAUAUUCAGUUUGAGUUUGAAUGUGCUUAUUC
Molecule: messenger RNA, 1560 nt
Organism: Rosa chinensis
Lineage: Eukaryota; Viridiplantae; Streptophyta; Magnoliopsida; Rosales; Rosaceae
Product: translation initiation factor IF-2
Exons: 1
Coding region: 290-1300 (336 amino acids)
Source: RefSeq, a predicted model, not a curated record